Hibiscus syriacus is the source of this 1107-nucleotide messenger RNA. RefSeq names its product zinc finger protein 3-like. The transcript has a single exon. Gene Ontology annotation, biological process: negative regulation of abscisic acid-activated signaling pathway. NCBI's taxonomy places the organism in Eukaryota, Viridiplantae, Streptophyta, Magnoliopsida, Malvales, Malvaceae. The record is from RefSeq and is a predicted model, not a curated record. Bases 316 to 1041 code for a protein of 241 amino acids.
UCUCCCCAUAAUUGGGGCACUCUUGAAAAAUCACACCAUGAAAUCAUAGCGAAAAGAAAAGAAAAAUCUCCUGCAUGAAAUGGGUUUUUGUUUGCAGGUGGAUUUUUGAAUAAUGUGUAGUUAUCUGUAGCAAAGUACAUAGCGGAGUUCAAAUAAAUCUAGCUUUCAACUGAGCGAAAAAGAAACCUAAACCUAACCCCUUUUUUUUAUUAGUCAUACUGUAGGGUAUUAGUGCAUCAGAGCCUUAUUUAAUAUUCCCAUAUGUAGGAAUAUUAUUGUUACCACACAAGACCAUUUGGUUCCCUUCAACAGACCAUGGAACAUCUGAGGAAAGAACCUAGUCACUCUGAGAGUUCUUCCUGCGUAGUUUCCACACCCGAAGCACCUCCGGGUGUUUCGCGUGUCGAUGAACUAGAGCAAGAGGCAAAACCCAGUUUCCGAAUCGAUCUAAAUCUGGCUACCAGCGAUUGUGAUCGUGGGUUGAAUCAAGAAGAGCUCAACCUUAUCGAUUCUUUGAACACGGACGGCCGCGAGCAACGGGUUUUUUCGUGCAACUAUUGCCAGAGGAAAUUCUACAGCUCACAAGCUCUCGGGGGGCACCAAAAUGCGCACAAGAGAGAGAGGACUCUGGCGAAAAGAGGGCAAAUGAUAGCUGCUUCGGCUGCUGCUUUCGGGCACCCUUAUUUUCAUCACGGCAGCCACUAUUCAAGCUUGGCUUCUCUUCCACGACACGGUGCAUAUAAUAGAUCUCUGGGGAUUCAGGUGCAUUCGAUGAUCCAUAAACCUUGUAGUUCUCAUGUCUCUUAUGGACGUCAUAGUUGGUCAAGGCCACCUAUAGACCAACAACCGGCGAUAGGGAAGUUGUCGACGGAGAAUUCGGCAUCCCGGGCGAGUGUCGAUUGGUUCAACGUAAUCAAGACGAUGAUGGGUGGUUCUCCAAUUGAUGAAGUGAUGGGUAAUUGUUGGUGGUCAAGUGGUGCUAGUCUAAAAACUAAGCAGGAAGAUCAGAUACACAAGGUUGACCUAUCCCUCAAGCUCUAGUUAACGAGUAUUGUGUAUUUUGAUUAAGAACACACACACACAUAAUAUAUUGUAUUUUCUUAUUAA